Messenger RNA from Tarenaya hassleriana, 2667 nucleotides. Its product is annotated as protein AUXIN SIGNALING F-BOX 2. Lineage: Eukaryota; Viridiplantae; Streptophyta; Magnoliopsida; Brassicales; Cleomaceae. Gene Ontology annotation, biological process: SCF-dependent proteasomal ubiquitin-dependent protein catabolic process. Gene Ontology annotation, molecular function: protein binding. The record is from RefSeq and is a predicted model, not a curated record. The transcript has 3 exons. Bases 729 to 2462 code for a protein of 577 amino acids. Gene Ontology annotation, cellular component: SCF ubiquitin ligase complex.
UUGUUUCAUUUUCAGCGUCAGAGAGAGAGAGAGAGAGAGAGAGAGUUUCUGGGCUUCUGCUACGCUUGCGUGAUCUCUCUCAUCAGUCUCUGAUCAUCUCAUCAUCAUUGGAUUUUGAUUUUCGAUUUUUUUUUUUGUUGAUUUGGUUUGGGGAGACGAAGCAGUUUCCAUUUAUGGUAGAAUUUUCAGAUAUUCCAGAUCUAUGACUCCCGAUCAUUUGCAACCUUCUUCUUGUUCUUCUUCUCUCUAAUCAUCACGAUUUUGAUUUUUUGUUUCAGCAAGGAUCUUCGCUACGUUUUUGUUUACAAUCCGUUUUUUUUUUCUCGGAGUAAUUCGAGUUCUUCAAUUUGUUAUCUGUAGAUCUAACUUUCCCAGACUAGUUUGGUGAUUUCCCCGGUAUAUCCAAGUCUCGUCCACCAUGGUCAGCCCCUAGAGCUCAGGAUUUGUUGGCGUCUCGAGUCUCUUUGUUUUUCGAGUUCGCGAUCCCAAAAAAUACCGAAGUUGUUGGGAUCUCUAGCUCUUCCCACGGAGGUCCGCUGAGCUGAGCCGAAGUCAAAAUCCACGAGUCUUCACUUUAUUUCCCAGUGAAUUUUCUUGAGCUGAAGAUCUGAUAGACUCUCUAAUCCCUGGAUCUCGCUUUCCCAUAGAGCUCCCACUGGUCGGAAUCCACGAGUUUCCAGUGAAUUUUCCGGGAUUCGAGUUGGGGUUCUGUGUUUGAAGAGGGGAAGAUGAAUUACUUCCCGGACGAGGUCAUAGAGCACGUGUUCGACUUCAUAACCUCCCAUAGGGACAGGAACGCGAUAUCUCUGGUGUGCAAAUCGUGGUACAAGAUCGAGAGAUACAGCCGGCAGAAGGUGUUCAUCGGGAACUGCUACGCCAUAAACCCGGAGAGAUUGAUCCGGAGGUUUCCGUGCCUGAAAUCCUUAACUCUGAAAGGAAAGCCUCAUUUCGCUGACUUCAACUUGGUUCCUCACGACUGGGGAGGUUUCGUUCAUCCAUGGAUCGAGGCUUUGGCGAGGAGUCGCGUGGGACUUGAGGAACUGAGGUUGAAGCGAAUGGUGGUGUCGGAUGAGAGCCUGGAGCUGCUUUCGCGUUCCUUCGCGAAUUUCAAGUCUUUGGUGCUUAUCAGCUGUGAAGGGUUCACUACCGAUGGCUUAGCCGCCAUUGCUGCCAAUUGCAGGCAUCUACGGGAGCUGGACUUGCAAGAGAAUGAAGUUGAUGACCACAGAGGACAAUGGCUGAGCUGUUUUCCGGACAGCUUCACAUCCCUUGUCUCGUUGAACUUCGCGUGCCUCAAAGGAGAUAUCAAUUUGGCAGCUCUAGAGAGGCUUGUUGCAAGGUCUCCCGACCUUAAGACCCUGAAGCUAAACCGUGCUAUCCCGCUGGAUGCACUUGCAAGGAUAAUGAUGAGUGCCCCUCAGCUCGUGGACUUAGGAGUCGGGUCAUAUGUCAAUGACCCAGCUUCCGAAUCCUAUGCCAAUCUCAAGGCAGCCAUUAGGAAGUGCGUGUCGUUAAGGAGCUUGUCGGGUUUUCUCGAGUCUGCUCCCCUCUGCCUCCCAGCUUUCCACCCGAUAUGCCAUAACCUUAUCUCGUUGAAUCUCAGUUAUGCUGCUGAGAUCCAUGGCAGCUACCUCAUAAAGCUUAUCCAGCAUUGCAAGAAACUUCGCCGGUUAUGGAUACUGGAUAGUAUAGGCGACAAAGGGCUAGCGGUCGUAGCUUCUACAUGUAAAGAGUUAGAGGAACUGAGGGUUUUUCCAUCGGAUUUUCUCGCCGGAGGCGAUGGGGCUGUAACUGAAGAAGGUCUAGUUGCGAUCUCAGCCGGUUGCCCUAAGCUUCAUUCGAUUCUGUACUUCUGCAAGCAAAUGACAAACUCGGCCCUCAUAACCGUAGCCAAGAACUGUCCAAACUUCAUCAGGUUCAGGCUAUGCAUCCUCGACCCAACCAAGCCCGACCCCGUGACAUCUCAGCCGCUGGACAAGGGAUUUGGAGCGAUCGUGAAGGCGUGCAAGGGUCUAAGGCGGCUUUCCCUCUCUGGUCUACUCACCGAUCAGGUCUUCUUCUACAUAGGAAUGUACGCCGAGCGGCUCGAGAUGCUCUCAAUCGCUUUCGCGGGCGACACCGACAAAGGGAUGCUGUACGUGUUGAACGGCUGCAAAAGGCUAAGGAAGCUGGAGAUAAGGGACAGCCCAUUCGGGAACGCGGCGCUUCUGGCGGAUGUGGGGAAGUACGAAACAAUGCGAUCCCUUUGGAUGUCGGCAUGCAAAGUCACGCUCGGAGGCUGCAAGAGGGUGGCGAGGAAGGCGUCGAGGCUCAAUGUUGAGAUAAUAAACGAGAACGGCGGCAACCAAAUGAUGGAGGAGCAGAACGGACGUGGCGAGGGACAGAAGGUGGAGAAGAUGUACCUCUACCGUACGGUGGUCGGGGCGAGGAAAGAUGCGCCGCCUUUUGUGUGGAUCCUGUAGUUCUACAGUUCCGUUACUCCCCCUCUCGUCCUCGUCCGGACAGCUUCUUCGGUCUUGGUUUUUUUUUAUCCAGUUCUUUUUGAGUUGGCCCCAAAAUGUAAUUGUAGUCUGCAUGGUUAGACUGAACUAGACCUGUGACGACUCUGUGUUGUAGACUUUGUUGGCUGGCGAUUCUUAGUUUAAAUCCCACAGCUUAGUUAUUUCA